Papaver somniferum (opium poppy) is the source of this 645-nucleotide messenger RNA. RefSeq lists its product as uncharacterized. The transcript is spliced from 2 exons. The record is from RefSeq and is a predicted model, not a curated record. Bases 1 to 645 code for a protein of 214 amino acids. NCBI's taxonomy places the organism in Eukaryota, Viridiplantae, Streptophyta, Magnoliopsida, Ranunculales, Papaveraceae.
AUGGAACUCUACUCUUGUUUCUAUACCUCCAAAGAUAUCACUUAUGAGGAGGUUACUGGUAUACCUCCAAAGUUAUGGGGGAGACUUAUUCUCACAUUCUUAUGCUGCUUCUUGUUCUUGGCUAUAUACACCUCUCUGGCUCUGGGUUUCUCGUUGUUAACGUUUCGAGCCGAGGAACGGAGGAUUUGGCCUUCGAUAUUAAUAACUUGUUGGGCUAUUCCUUUCUUCGCCGAAUUAGCUUACAUGAUGGUUGUUUGUAACAUCGCAACAGUAGUUACGGUAUUAGAAGAGGACUGUUAUGGUAGCGAAGCCUUGUGGAAGAGUAUGGAUCUAACUGAGGGUAAGGAGUGGGUUUCUCGUGCUGUCUUUGGAUUGCUUGGAAUCGCAUUUACUGGUAUAUCUUUUACUUAUUACCUGUCUGUUUAUGGAGAUUGUUUGGUGGGUAAAGUAGUUGGGGGAAUUGGUCUUCAUUUGUUGUUAGCUAUUUGCGUUCAUUUCCUGCUUGUUGUUCAUACUGUGCUUUACUUCGUCUGCAAAUCGUACCACAACGAAGACAUAUCUACUGUUUCGACUCACUUUGAGAUCCUUGUUAUCCAUUUGGGUAAGGAAAAAGACGUUCAAUUAGAGCGAGUACCUGCAGUUUGA